UGUUAAGCGGGAGGAGGAAGGAGCAAAAAGGAUACCCGCCUCAAGUCAAACAACCCUCCCCCGCUCUCGCAAGGCCUGGCGGGCCGCCAGGGCGGAGACCGCUGCCGCCGCAGAUGAUGGGCCGCAGGCCCAGGCCGACGGCCAGCCGGCCCCCACCCCCGACGGGGCGGAGGCCGUCCCCGUGCGCGGCGACCUCGCCGAGCUGCCCUCGCCGGUGCCUUCGCCUGCGCCGACGCCGCGGCCAGCCCGUGCGGGCGCCGCCGGCGAGGCAAGGGCGGCCUCGCCGGGGCUGCCCUCGCCGAGGCAGGCGCGGAGGAGC
Messenger RNA from Prorocentrum cordatum, 319 nucleotides. The record is from the annotation of a GenBank genome assembly. NCBI's taxonomy places the organism in Eukaryota, Dinophyceae, Prorocentrales, Prorocentraceae.